AUGGCCCGGUGGCGGAAUGCGAACGACGGCGGCGCUCGUGCAACCCUCGCGUUGGCCAUCCUUGUGGUCUUGGCAUUCUGCGCGCGAUCUGCGUCAGCAGUAGGCAGCACGCCUCAUUCAGCCUUCAGCUACAAGGAUGAUGACCCGGACGGGCCUGCGAAAUGGGCAACGUUGCAGAAGGACUGGGCUGUUUGUGACAGCGGCAAAGAGCAGUCACCGAUCGACGUCGCAAAGGUGGAGGUCUCCGAGGAUUUAGGCCCACUGGAGCAGACCUACAAGGCCGGAGCCGCCGCCGUGCAAAACCGAGGCCACGAUUUCAUGCUAAACUGGAAAGAAGCGAACGGCAAGCUGACGAUCGACGGGAAGGACUACACGCUGCUGCAGGUGCACUGGCACGCGCCCUCUGAGCACACUGUCAAUGGCACCCGCUUCGACGCGGAGAUGCACAUGGUGCAUGAGGACACCACCAAGGCGAAAGCUGUCGUCUCCGUGCUGUUCAGCUCCAAAGCAGGCAAGCCCAGCAAGCUGCUCGGUGAUCUACGGCCGUACUUCGAGAAGCUUACUGGUAAACAGAAUGCUACGGAGGAAGUGAAGGGCCCAGUUGAUCCGGCAGCCUGGAUAAACAAAGACUCAGGCUACUACAGAUACGAGGGCUCUCUUACAACGCCACCUUGCACCGAAGGAGUGAUUUGGACGAUCUUGAGCAAGGUAGCAGAUGCAUCAAAGGAGCAGAUCGACUCCCUCAAGUCAGAGACCAAGGAGCCAAAUUCACGCCCGACUCAGAAAAUCAACAGCCGUGUUAUUCGCUAUUACGAAGCUAAGACCACAGAAGCAAAAGCUGAGCCAGGGCCAAGAAGGGCUGGAGCGAGUUGA
Setaria italica (foxtail millet) is the source of this 873-nucleotide messenger RNA. RefSeq names its product alpha carbonic anhydrase 2. Gene Ontology annotation, molecular function: zinc ion binding; carbonate dehydratase activity. The record is from RefSeq and is a predicted model, not a curated record. The transcript is spliced from 7 exons. Lineage: Eukaryota; Viridiplantae; Streptophyta; Magnoliopsida; Poales; Poaceae. Bases 1 to 873 code for a protein of 290 amino acids.